CUGAUGAAUCCUGGGUAAAUUUUCUCUUUCCUAACGUGGUUGCAAUCCUCAAUUUGAUUUAGUGGACUGAGACAACCACAACCGCCCAAAAUGGUCGCGUCAAAAAAGCAGAAGAAGCAGAUGGAGAGCAUCAACUCCCGCUUGCAGCUGGUGAUGAAGAGUGGCAAAUACCACCUCGGCUACAAGCAGACCCUGAAGGCCCUGCGGCAAGGCAAAGGCAAGCUGGUCAUCCUGGCCAACAACACGCUUCCACUCAGGAAAAGUGAGAUUGAAUACUACGCCAUGCUGGCCAAGACUGGUGUCCAUCACUACACCGGUAACAACAUUGAGCUGGGCACAGCAUGUGGGAAAUACUUCAGGGUGUGCACGCUCUGCAUCACAGACCCAGGCGACAGUGACAUCAUCCGCAGCAUGCCAUCAGGAGAAGCAUAGAUGGGAGUCAGGGUUCCAGACAAGGGGAAAUUGGGGCAUCACCUUCAAUCCUAUGACUGAUGACUUUUGUUAUAUUGAGCCAUCAGUUUCACUCAACAACCAUGAGAACUCUUCCCAAAGCUGACUAAAAAUCUGUUAGUCUAAGAGCUUUGCAGAAAUCAAGGAAAAUGAUGUUUUUAGUCUCAAUUUUGACAUCUGAAACAAUUCAGUCUGUUCAGGAGUGCUUGUUUUCUUGAACCGUUGCAAAUAUUACACCCUGUGCUUUUCUGUAUAGAAAUUAAAACAUUCUUGGGAGACAUUGAA
Messenger RNA from Acanthaster planci (crown-of-thorns starfish), 735 nucleotides. RefSeq names its product ribosomal protein L30 (gene rpl30). Lineage: Eukaryota; Metazoa; Echinodermata; Asteroidea; Valvatida; Acanthasteridae. Gene Ontology annotation, cellular component: cytosolic large ribosomal subunit. Gene Ontology annotation, molecular function: structural constituent of ribosome; RNA binding. The record is from RefSeq and is a predicted model, not a curated record.